Molecule: messenger RNA, 6471 nt
Organism: Symbiodinium sp. CCMP2592
Lineage: Eukaryota; Dinophyceae; Suessiales; Symbiodiniaceae
Source: the annotation of a GenBank genome assembly
AUGUCGUGUACUGAUGAUGAUGCACAGUGGACCCGUUGCUCAGAUGAGUGUGCAAGUGACAUGUCCUGUGAGGCCAUAGCAGCCCCAGUGAGAGGUGUCAUCAGGGUGGCUGGGUUUCGUCCUGAGACUGAGCCGUUGCCCGUGGUUGAGGAGGUCACAGAAGUGGUGCUCGACUCUGGAGCCGACGAGUCGUGUCUGCCGUAUGCAUAUGCAGGUGUAGGUUGCAAGGCAAGCACAAAUCAGAGAGCCAACUUUUCGGAUGCCCAAGGAAACCCGUUGCGGGCUUACGGAUGGCGCUAUGCACAGGUCAUCCUUGACAAUGGCGUCACCUCUCGUGAGCGCUUCCUGGUGACUGAUGUGACGUCACCCCUGCUUGCAUGCGGAAAGCUGUACAAGGCUGGAUGGAGUGUGCAACAUGAGAACAAUGAGCUGGUGCUGUCCAAGGGUUCUCGCAAGGUGCCCGUGCGGUUUAGGCAUAACAGCCUUGUUGUGGAUGGAAGCAUCAGGACUGUGACCAGCAAGCCGUCUGAUGGCUUCGUUCGUGCUGUCAGCUUGAACCCUGUUCUUGAAAGUAUGGUCAACAAGGGCAACGAGUUCUUUGAGGAGCUGAUCCCAGGAGUGCAAGGGCUUAAAUGCGAGUCCGAUGCCUACCUUGAUGUGAGCUUGUAUUUGCCGAUGGAAGGUAUGCAGUACCGCACCACUUUGGUUUGCGUUGAUCCUGUAAUGCGCAUUUGGGAGCUUUGGGAGCUGUGCCGCGAUGUCACAACUUUGGAUGUGCUUGAUGAGCAAUUUGCCGAUGGGGUAGAGCGCACAGUGCUAACCAUUGCCUCCAGAGAAGCUUUGACAGCAGAGCAGCUUGGGAUCGUGAUGCAAGGUGAUGUGCCAGAGGCGCCAGAUGGUGCUACAGAUGUGCCAAUGCAUGAAGGCGAAGGUGAGCCUGCAGGUGUUGCACAGGAGGUUGGAGGCAUCGGCUCUCCUCCUCCUUUUGAGUCUACUGUUCCGGGCACCCCUGAUCUUGAAGCUUUGUUUGCAAGUGAUGUUGAGGGUGAGAAGCAGCAUCAUGAUGGUGCGAAUGUGCCCGUGGCCCAGCAAGCAGCUUUGGAGGCUGCAACCCGAGAUGAUGAAAUGACCGGUGAUUUCAUUGAAGUGAAUGGUGUCAGAGUGACCGCCGACUCGGCGUUGAGUGUCAUGCGCAAAGCCUGCGAGUAUCUGAAUAUAGGCCGUUCAGGUGGUAAAGCCAAGGUGUACAAAAGGUUGUGCGAACACUUGAAGCGCCUUGAACUUGCAGAAGGUGUGCGCCAGAAGCAAGAGCGUGCACAAGGUGAGAGCCGUGAGCCUCGUGAGGUUCCGCUUGUGAAAGAACCGACGCUGCAUGAACGGUUGCAACACAAUCUGACGCACGCCCCGUACCGUGAGUGGUGCGAACACUGCGUGAUGCACAAGGCGCGAAGUGAUCGUGCCAGCGCCACUGUCGAGCCUAAGCGGGCCGUCUCGGUUCUCUCCUUCGACUUCGGGUUCACAGGUCGCGAGCUUGACCCUGAGAACAAGCUUAUCACCCUGUGUGUGAAGGACCGUGCAACAGGUUGGAGAGAGGCCAUUCCCACCAAGCGCAAAGGCGGUCCAGAAAGCACCAAAUUCCUCACCAGCGAGAUCGUCAGACUGUGCAAUGUGCUGGGAUACAAUGAUGUGACCAUACGUUGCGACCCUGAGCCCAGUUGCAAGACCCUCCAGCAGGAGGUUCAGAAGGCCCGAGGUCGACUGGGUCAAAGGACGAGGCUGGAGCAGUCAGGUGAAGAGGAAAAGGCCUCGAACGGUGCCGCGGAAGAAGCAGUGGAAUCCACCAGACAGCAAGCAUGUGUGCUGUUGAGUGCUUAUGAGCACAACACCGGCAAGCAAGUAGGCAGUUUGCACCCACUUCACGCUUGGGCUGCUCGUCAUGGGUCAUGGCUUAUGAACAGGUACGUUGUUGCGCGAGACCAGCAGACCCCUUUUGAAUGCACGUUUCAGUCACCCUAUACAGGGAAGCUUGUCGAGUUUGGUGAGUGUGUAAUGGCUAUGUGCCGCACAGCGAUGACCAACAAACCUGUGAAAGGAUCCGCCAAAUGGGUCCGAUCGCUGUGGUUGGGCAAGGCCAAUGCCAGUGAUGGCCACCUGGUUGUCACAGCAGGCGGAAAGCUUCUCAUCACCCGUUCCAUCCGCCGAACGCCUGAGCGAUGGGAUUCCAGCUUGCAUGACUGCAUCAAGGCCUUUGGCUCUAGCGACGCCUCCAGCGCACUUUGUGUGCACGGCCAGGGAAAUCCAUGUGCUGAAGGGGCUCUCGCCUACUCGGGAGCUCCGGACCGGCUGAGGGCUGCUGUGGGUGGCAGCCUUGGCUACAAUACUUCAAGAACCAUGUGUGAGCUACGAGAGGAGAGUGCUGUGAGUGACAGGCACGCCAAGCAAUGGGGCGACGCCUCUCAGGUUCCUUACGCAGUCGAUGGAAACCUCUGGCAGAGGUGUAUCAUUCGCACCUUUCGGCACUGCAGCGACGCCACACUGAAGCUGCACAGGGAAGCGAGCAUGACUUUUGGUCAGGUGCUUCGGACGACUUGCUGUCUUGCUUCAGGUUGCAGUCAGGACUGCGAUGGCCUCGAGUGGUGCAGCUGCCUCUUCCUUGCAGUGGUGGCGAUGGCAGCGCUCUGGGCAUGCGGCGCUGGCGCGGGCCCCUUAGCCCUUCGGGCUCCCCUGGGCCUCUCUUGCGACCCGAGCGCCGCCAUGGUGGCUUCAAGCGCGGCCGCGAGAGCUGGCGACUCCCUCGACUUCCACGACUUGCCGCUCCUCGUGUUCUGCGACGGCUCCUACACGGGCGAUCUGGCUGUUUCUAUGGACUUUCGGGACUUUGGCUUCAACGGUGGCUUUUACCAGUUAAGGCUGAUCUUGGGCAAGGUCUCCGACUCCUGCGACUUCGAUGGCGUGGCGGACCUUCGGGUGGGUUGGUCGGCUACUUCCUCGACUACUUCAAAUUGCUGCUCUACGUGUACCACGGCGUAUACUUGCAGGGACUGCUCGAGGACCUGGUCUCUGGUCUUGGGCUCGGCUGGCGACUUCCGCGAACUUCACUACGUGCUCUUCCUCGUGUACCGCGGCGGCUACUACCUGGGCGAGCUGGGCAACGACUACCUGGACCUUCGGGACUUUGGCUACAACGGCGUCUUCUACCAGUUGGGGCAGCUCGUGGGUCAGGUCUCGGGCUUCUGCGACUUUGGCGGAGUGGCGAACUUCGACCCGGGCAGCGACUACGUGGACCUCCGGGACUGUGGCUUCAACGGUCUUCGGCUGCUGCGGCUUUGGCGGAGUGGCGAACCUUCGUGUGCUUUGGUCGACUACUUCCUCGUCCACCUCAACCUGCUGCUCCGCGUGUGCCAUGGCAGUUACUGCGGGGGCGGCUUGGACGACGACUUCGGGAACCUCUGGGACUUUGACUUCAACGGUGUCGUUGAACCUUUAGUCCUGCUUCUGAAACCAGAUUUUCCUUGGGACCACCCGGGAUUUGUUGCAGGUGGACUUGGCAAGAUGCGCAAGCAGCGUGAGGCCAAACCUGUUGAAGCUGUUGCGGAACCAGCGGCUGAUGAAGUUGGUGUGCUUGGGCCUGUGAGCCCUUUGCUUGCAGGGCCCGGUGAUGAAGCUGCUUCGGAUCCUGAGACCAGCGUGAACUACUCGCCAAGCCUCCCUGCUUCAGAGCACAAAAGCAAUGGCCCAGAUGGAAGCGCAGGCAGCAGCACGAGCAGCAGCAGCUCGAGUGAUGAUGAUGGCAAUGCGCCAGCCGAGCAGUCUGAUGCUGCUAUGCAAGGUGUCGAGGCUGAGGUGCCACAAGGUGUUGCAGGAGUGCCUAGCGCAGGCGGGGAUGCGAAUGCUGAGGAACGCCCGUCUAAGGCAGCCAAGUUGCGUGCUGUGACACAAAACGAAUUUUACCACAAUGAUGCAUCAAUUGAUUUUAAUUUUGAAGAUGCCGAGCUUGAUGAGCUAGAGGGCUAUGAUUAUGGGCUGGCUGAUUACUAUUUUAGUGAGGAAGCUGGCGGAUCUGAUGCGACGCCCGAUGAGCUGUGGAGGCCAUUUGGGCCCACAGAGCCAAGCCUUUCAGAAGCCGAGAUGCUGAUGAUUGACAGUGCAGCCGAUGAUUUUGAGAUACGUAGGCUGUUGGCAAUGCAUGUGCUUGAGGCCCUCACUUGUGACGCAGCUGAGCAAGCACAGACUGAGGGUUCCAGACUGUUGUCAACGAAAUUUGUCAGGAGCUGGAGAAUCAAGAUGCGCAAACUUGGUAAUGGAACCGAACAGCAGCAAUACUUGAGGCGGUCCAGGUUUGUCGGUCGUGAGUACGCAUGGAUGGAUAAGGACAGGACCGAGCUGUUUGCUCCCGCUUCAAGUAGUCUGCUCACAAGGUUGUUGCCAUCCGCCUUCAUGAGGUCCAAAGGUGACGGCCAUGCAUGCUGUGUGCUUGAUGUGGCAGACGCGUUUCUCACCGUCGACCAGCGCAUACCAACGGUCGUCAGGGCAAGCCUCGGGGAUCAGCAAUCACAUGUGCAACAUUUCCGUCUACUGAAGCUCCUGCCGGGGCAGCGCGAUGGAACGAUCCGGUGGCAUGAAUCGUUCACUGAGUACCUUGACAGCAAACUUGGAUUGGAACCGUACGUGCCAUGCCCGGCACUCUUCAAGCUGAAGAAUGUUGCAGUUGCUGGAUUGUUGCAUGUUGACGACUUGUUCAGUGAAGGACAGCGCAAAGGCUUGGAUGUGAUGGUGUCAUGUGUGCAGGACAAAUACAAGUGCACGGUGAGCUGGCUUUGUGAGCAUGGGGAUGAGGUUUCGUUUCUCAAGAAAGCAUAUCGGUUGGUUCGUGAUGACCUCUUGAUUAUCCAACCUCACCCGCGCCAUGUUGAGAAGCUGGUUGAAAUGUUCAACCUCACACGUGCGAGGAGCAAGUCGAGCCCCCUGCCGACCACUCUUCCAACGGAUGAUGAAGAGUUGACUGGCGAGCAGAGUUCGAUGUUUCGCACUGCGGUUGGAGUACUCUUGUAUCUGCAGUCCGAUGUGAUUGAAGCGCAAUUUGGGAUCCGCUGGUUAGCUCAACACAUGAGUCGCCCCACCACUGGGGCACUGCGCGUGCUGAAGCACAUGAUCCUUUACCUUCGGGACACUAGCGGUUAUGCCAUAGGUUUCCCAGUGCCCACCAUAGGCAUAGGAGUCAGUGUGCAAAGCAAGGCGGGGCACGAUGUGCUGGAGACGCACACCGACGCCGACUGGGCUGGAGAUAAGGUGCAUCGGAAGUCGGUGUCAGGAUGCGUGAUAACCUUGAACAGCCACUUGCUAAGCAGCAGCAGCCGGACGCAGAAAUCCAUAGCAUUAAGCUCGGGGGAAUCUGAGUAUGCCAGUGCCGUUUCAGGAACGUGUGAUCAAGUGUUCAUCCGCAAUGCCGUCGAGUUUGUCCUUGGAACAAAGGUGGAGUCGCAUUUGCUUUUGGACUCAGCGGCAGCCCGUGGUGUGAUCGCCCGACAGGGCGCAGGCCGAAUCAGACACUUGGAAGCGAAGAUGUUAUGGCUGCAGCAGUACGCCCGUGAAAGCCUCCAGGUGCACCCUGUUGAUGGCAAGCACAAUGUGUCCGACCUUGGAACGAAAAGCCUUCAAGGACCCCGGAUCAGAGCAUUGCUGCACAAGGUUGGGAUCCGGGAUGCCAAUGAUGACUAUGCGCUUGUGGGCAGUGAAGAGUUCCAGAACCUUCUUGAUGGAAACACAGUGCGCAAGCUGGUGCGAAUGGUCAAGCAGCAGGGCAAUGCUGGCAAUUCCGUUGGAUUGCAAGUUGCAAUGAUUGUCUUAUCGCACGCCUUGAGCCAGCAUGCCGUUGCAGCCGCAGCGGACAGCGAGGAACAAGAUGUCGGUGCCGAUGAUGGCACAGAUGGAAUGCACAGCAUCGUCCAACAGGUGCUGGAGAUGAUCAUGCUUGUGUUCACUUUUGCAGGUGAGUAUGCCCAGCUGCGCAAUGUGAUCUUGAGCAUGCGAGGUGAUGCGUCAGGAGAUGAUGGCAUGUCUCCUGCAUCGCCACGCGGUGCCAGGAGUAAGCGAAUGACCAAGCCGCCCAAGCGCAGUUGCGAUGACAAUGAUGAUGAAGGGGCACGUGGUGAAAGUGCCAAUGCUGGUGAUGUGCCAAUGAGCAGCCAUGAAUCGCCAGGUCGCUUGAACUUCAACGUGCCGUUGACCCCUGGAGCCUCGGUCAAGCUUGAAGUGUCGAGUGGCAGUGCAAGCGAGAAGCCGUCAAGCAGUGCAGCAAGCACAAGCAGCGCAGGAGAUGCCGAUGUCCCGCGUGCAAGGCGUCCACCCGUAAGGCCCAAGCCAAAGGCCAGGAACAGCGGUGAUGAUGAAGUGUGGGUUUCCGGUGCCCAGGGCGGUUGGCUGAGAGUCGUGGAUACCGCGGAUGCCGCAUUUGCAAUCCUUGAGACUUAG